Messenger RNA from Fulvia fulva, 1191 nucleotides. RefSeq names its product FAD-dependent monooxygenase cctM. The coding region runs from base 1 to 1191 and encodes 396 amino acids. NCBI's taxonomy places the organism in Eukaryota, Fungi, Ascomycota, Dothideomycetes, Mycosphaerellales, Mycosphaerellaceae. The transcript has 5 exons. Gene Ontology annotation, molecular function: FAD binding. The record is from RefSeq and is a predicted model, not a curated record.
AUGGCUGCAGCAGCAAGAACAGGACAUGGACCCAGAGUACUGGUCAUUGGGUCGGGAUCGGCAGGCUUGUUGACCGCUCAAGCAUUACACAUGCAAGGCGCUCGUGUGACAGUCUUCGAGCAGGACUCUUCGCUUGACGCACGACCUCGAGACUGGAACUUCGGUAUUUACUGGGCACAGGAUCCUCUGGCAGAGUGCCUGCCAGAGCACAUACAGAAGGAAGUCGAAAAUGCUCAGGUCGACGGCCACAGAGCUGGUGAGGAUGAAGUCAUGCCCAUCUACAACGGCGAGUCUGGGGAACUGCUGAAGAAUGUGCCAAUACCAUACAACAUCCGACUGGCACGAAAGAAGUUCCUGAAGCUCAUAUCCACCGGUAUCGACAUCCAAUAUGGCAAGCGUCUGGUCGACAUCUCCUCAGACGGCAAGCAAGCAACAGCCACCUUCGAAGACGGCACAACAGAAACUGGAAACCUCCUCAUCGGCGCAGAAGGCGCUCACUCUCCCGUCCGCAAGUUUCUAGUAGGACCAGAGAAAGCCGCGGUAACACAUCUCCCCCUCGUGGCCUCCGUCACAGUGGCCAAGUUGCCUGCAGAAGCAGCCCUCAAAUUCCAGGCCUUCGCCCGCAGACUCAUGGUCAUUUUCCAUCCUCUCGGCUACUUCAACUGGAUCGGCCUCCACGAUGCACCCGAACGCUCUCAGCCCGGCGAGUGGACUUUCAUGAUGAUCAUGUCGUGGAUCCCAGAAGACCGCGAGUACGACGUCAUGAACGUGCAGAACGAUGCGAUACUCGCAGACCUCAAGCGUCGAGCCAAGGACUUUUCUGAUGACAUUCGGUUACUGUGGGAGAGUGUGCCGGAAGGUACCAAGUGCUGGCACAAUCGUUUGUCGUAUUGGAUUCCUGAGCCGUGGCAUAAUCGAAACGGGACUGUGACGUUGGUUGGAGAUGCAGCGCAUCCUAUGACUUUUCAUCGUGGGCAAGGGCUCAACAAUGCCAUUCACGAUGUAGCGCUUCUUGCAAGGCAACUUAAGGAGCACGGCUCUACGACAGAGGCUUUGAACAGCUAUGAACAAGAAAUGAUACCUCGAGCGCGAGAUGCUGUGAUUGGGUCCACAGACAACAGCUUAGCAACACACGACUGGUCCAAAUUGGUUCAGUCACCAUUGUUCACGAAGGGUCUGUCGCAAAUGUAA